UAUGAUUAUUGUCAUAGUGAUUCAGGCUAAGCUAAGGGGCUAGCUGCUAACACUGUCUAUUAAUUAGGCCUAUAAUGAAUAAUACGCCUUUAAACUCCUACCGAAGUGUUGCAAUAAUUUAUUAGUUUAGUAUCCGGUCUUUUGCUUUUGCCUUUUUUUUGGUCUCCUUGGUUUUUUGCUACUUGCUAACUAACUAAGCUAUUUCAAUUCUGCACCAUGGCAAGUGCAUCAAGCGCAAACCUAAACGCAGUGCGGGAGACGAUGGACGUGCUGCUAGAGAUCUCCAGACUGCUGAACACUGGUUUGGACAUGGAGUCUCUGUCAAUAUGUGUGAGACUGUGUGAGCAGGGCAUCAACCCAGAAGCCCUGUCUGCAGUUAUCAAAGAGCUGCGGAAAGCCUCCGAGUCACUAAAGGCUCCUGAAAACUGCACAAACUGAAGAUGAAAACUAAUCACCUCAGUUUGGGACUUUUUAAAAAUGGGGGUCACACCUCAUUCCUGGAUCUGUACCGUGGGAUCUUUAGCCAGUCAGAUCCGUCGUGUGUUGACGAUCUGUCCCUCAGUCUCCUGUGUGACUAACGUGCUCCUGUUCUGUGCUUCGGCUGAUGUUUGACAGAGUUUUUGUAUACAGAUGUCGACCUCAAUCCUCCUCUGAAACACUCUUUAACAGGAGGGCACGCUUAGCCAUUCUGCCUCUAAUUUAAGUUUGAUAAGAGUAUUUCCAGCUGCCGUUUGUCAGAGUGGAAUUAGCAUUGACAUCCUGCCUUAAUUUAAGAGUGUACUUCUCAUAUUUUAGUCAACUUGUAUUGCACUUUUCAUUAACAGGUCUUUUUUAUGAUGUUAAAUUCAGAAAUAUAGAAUUAGUUUUUAAUUUUUUGCAAGCAUAAUACAUUUUUCAACUUAUUCUUUAUUUGCAUUUCCAUUGUC
Scomber japonicus (chub mackerel) is the source of this 926-nucleotide messenger RNA. It is a transcript of the gene mzt1, whose product is annotated as mitotic spindle organizing protein 1. The transcript is spliced from 3 exons. The record is from RefSeq and is a predicted model, not a curated record. Gene Ontology annotation, biological process: mitotic spindle assembly; microtubule nucleation by interphase microtubule organizing center; gamma-tubulin complex localization. Gene Ontology annotation, cellular component: gamma-tubulin ring complex; centrosome; interphase microtubule organizing center. Bases 217 to 438 code for a protein of 73 amino acids. Lineage: Eukaryota; Metazoa; Chordata; Actinopteri; Scombriformes; Scombridae.